GGAAAAGGCGCGAUCCUGAAAUUAUUAACCCUAGAAACUAAACUAAACUAAACAAAAAUUAAGAAACUAAACAAUUCUAAACUCAACUUGUUAAAAACUAAUCAUCUUCUUCUUGGGCGGGAAAGUUCACCCCAUUAAUCACAUCACAUCACAUAACCACAUAAUAAAACUCAUUUUUCUCUCUAAUUAAUCUCUCACUCGUUCCUUCCUUCGUUAACCGUGAAACCAUUCAGUUACGGUUACGACGAAAAACGAACCAUAACAAUGCACGCCGUAGAAGAAGGUGGUGGUAGCGAAGACCAAAACGAACGCGUUUUGGAACAGAUUUUCAACCUACGUCGACGUUGGGAACUCGCUUCCGUUCUUGAUUUCCUUGACGUGUUUAGUGAAUUACUUGGUAAGGAUUUGAAGGUUUCAGCUGAAGAAAUUGAGAUCGGACUUGUUAAGCCUAAUGCUUUACUUGCUAAGCUUCAUAUUCAACUUUUGAAGGGAAUACCGCCUGUGAGUAGGACACUGGAUGAUUCUGAUAAAUGGGUGACUGCUCUCUCUAAGAAACUGACUACGUGGUGGCCAUGGGUUGCUGAGGGGAAGAAUCCACUUGUACCAUCUAAAGGAGAGGAGAUAUCGAAGUACAAGGAACUUGAUCCAUUGGAUCGUUUACUACUGCUAAAAUCCCUUUGUGAAGUUAGAGCUGAUCAACAUGAUGUGAUAUCAUAUGUUAAUGAUGCUCUAAAAGAAGGAACUGAGAUAUCUUCUUUUCGUAAAGAUGCCUUUGGAAGAGAUGGAACUGGCACAUCCUAUUGGUACAAUGCAAACACAAAAACACAGUGUCACAGAUUCUACAAGGAAACAAUCACAACAGUCUCAACUCCAAACCGUAAGGGCAAGGGACGUUUAUCACUUCCCAUUGUCAACUUUCAAUGGGAAACACUUGCCUCCAAUCUUGAAGAAUUUUCAGAAGUAGCUGAAAAAUUAUCAUCUAGCAAAUCUUCUGUGGAAACUUUUAUUGGCAACAGGCUUCAAAGUGAUGCUAUUCCUGUUCUUGAGAAACUUCAAAAGAAGAAAGAAAGAGCAUUGAAACAGAAACAGAGACAGGAUAAGCUCUUGAAAGAUUUCCAGAACUCCCAGUCUUCUGGAAAUACACGCUCUUGUCGCACUCGAAGGCCUAUUAAUUACAGUUUCGAAGCUUAUGAUCGAACAAUUAAGGAGGCUAUACAGUUGACGAACAAAAGAAAAAAGUCCACUCCUGCCGACCAAGAUAAAAACAGAGGAUCAGAAGAUGACUCCAACGUAGAUGUUUCCUCGGAGAGUGAUGAUUCUGAAAGGGACGUUCAACGUUUAUCUGAGAGUGACGAUUCCGGUUAUGAAAAUGAAAAUCACAGUAGUGAGGAGAAUGAUGAACAUGAGAAUCAGAUGGAUAAUUCAGAAGAACACUCAAGCCAUGUGGUUUCUUAUCCUAAGGGGGUUCGCAGUAGUAAGCGAUUAGCUGGAGUCCCCGGCCAUACUGUUCCAGAAAGCAUGGGCUUGGCUGCAAAGCAAAGAGUGAGACAGAGACCAACCAGAAAUACUGCCAUAGAAUAUACUGUUGUACCUGAUUCAGAGGAUGAAGAACAUGAAGAAAAGAUACCUGAUUCAGAGGAUGAAGAACAUGAAGGAAAGACAGAUCUUUCAGAGUCUAGUUAGGCCUAGUAUUUAGCUUACAUUUCGGGGAAGUAUCUAGCACAGUGGUGUAGAAUGUUUGUCAGCAAAAUUUGGGGUUAUUAGAAAACAUCCCUCAUUCUAGGCGUAUACAUAUUUUUUGGUUUGAUUUAAUCUUUUGGAAUUCAUGAACCUGUACCUGUCCUUAGGUGUUAUGAUCCGAGAAGUUUUUGAAAUAUUAAGUAUAUAUAAUAUGGCUAAUGAUUGUUUGUCCAUUGCUUGAUGCAUCAGCUCUGUUCAAGCAUUUCAUGGUGCA
Messenger RNA from Trifolium pratense (red clover), 1954 nucleotides. RefSeq names its product DDT domain-containing protein DDR4. The transcript has 11 exons. The record is from RefSeq and is a predicted model, not a curated record. Gene Ontology annotation, biological process: regulation of DNA-templated transcription. Gene Ontology annotation, cellular component: RSF complex. Bases 265 to 1683 code for a protein of 472 amino acids. Lineage: Eukaryota; Viridiplantae; Streptophyta; Magnoliopsida; Fabales; Fabaceae.